Clarias gariepinus (North African catfish) is the source of this 3167-nucleotide messenger RNA. RefSeq names its product dermatan sulfate epimerase (gene dse). The transcript is spliced from 6 exons. NCBI's taxonomy places the organism in Eukaryota, Metazoa, Chordata, Actinopteri, Siluriformes, Clariidae. The coding region runs from base 157 to 2961 and encodes 934 amino acids. The record is from RefSeq and is a predicted model, not a curated record. Gene Ontology annotation, molecular function: chondroitin-glucuronate 5-epimerase activity.
CUGCAGAGUUCUUAUGACGAGUCAGAAACGGCGGCUCACACGCUGCACGACGAGCUCCUGCAACCGAACUCACGGCAGCUCGAGGAGACUUUCAGGACGAGGGAGAAGACAAUACAUAAGGACUGCAUGACAUCACUCUGACAUCACGCUGAUGCCAUGAUGACCUCGUACACCCGAGGCGCGCCCACAGUGUUCUUCAUAAGCGCUGUGUGCAUGUUGGCACGGGCGGGCGACUGGGAGCCGAGCGGUGGUCGAGUGCCCUUCAAAGGAGGGCGCUACUCUGGGCACCCCAUGCUCUACUUUGGACGGGAGGCGGUGCCCGAGCUGCAGGGGGCGGCGCUAAGCACUCACGCUGAGCUGGCUCAGCAGGUAUGGCGUGCAGGAGAGGACAUGCUCGCAAACCCCGCCCAGUUCCUCCCACCGCGAGACCCUAAGGAGUUUUCCGCCCGCUGGAACGAAAUCUAUGGGAACAACCUGGGUGUGUUGGCGCUGUUCUGUCUUCUUUACCCAGAACGCACCGGGGCGCUCGGCCUGGCCCGCGAGUAUAUGGACCGGAUGGCUGCUCAGCCCAGCUGGCUGGUGAAGGAUGCUCCGUGGGACGAGGUCCCCAUGGCACACUCUCUAGUGGGCUUCGCGACAGCGUACGAUUUCCUGUACGAGUUCCUGAGUGAGGCGGAGCAGGAGCGGUACCUGCAGGUGCUGGGCGACGCCUCCCUCUACAUGUACGACAAAUCGCUGCAGAGGGGGUGGGGCUUCCAGUUCCUCCACAACCACCAACCCACCAACUGUGUCGCCCUGCUGACCGCCUCGCUCGUCCUACUGAACCAGGGCUGCGUGCAGGAGGCCUACGUGUUCAUUCGGCAGGUGAUGCUGAUCAUGGAGAAGGCUCUAGUUCUGCUGCGCUCGGUGGUCGACGGUUCUCUGUCUGAAGGCGUGGCCUACGGAACCUACAGCACACGCUCCCUGUUCCAGUACAUCUUCCUGCUGCAGAGACACUUCAACGUCUCACACUUCACACACCCCUGGCUCCUCAAGCAUUACGACUUCCUCUACAGAACGCUGCUGCCAGGGUUCCAGAGGAACGUCGCCAUCGCCGACUCCAACUACAACUGGUUCUACGGUCCGGAGAGUCAACUGGUGUUCCUCGAUCGCUACGUCCUGAGGAACGGACACGCUAACUUCCUGGCAGAAGAGAUCCGCCGCCGCCGCGUACAGGAGGGACCGGGACAGCCAUCGCGCGCACAGAAGUGGUGUACACUACACACCGAGCUUAUCUGGUACGAUGCUGGUCUCAAAGCCACGCCCCCCGCGGAUUUCGGAACACCGCGCCUGCACUAUUUUGAGGAUUGGGGUGUGGUGACGUACGGAGGUGGUCUGCCCGCAGAGACGAAUCAUUCCUUCCUGUCGUUUAAGUCGGGGAAAUUGGGCGGUCGCACCAUCUUCGACAUCGUGCAUCAGCGGCGCUACAGCGACUGGAUCAAGGGCUGGAAGAACUUCAACUCUGGACACGAGCAUCCCGACCAGAACUCCUUCACCUUCGCACCCAGAGGUUUCCCCUUCAUCACAGAGGCGUUAUACGGGCCCAAGUACACACUCCUGAACAACGCCGUCCUGUUCGCGCCCUCCGCCGACGGCGCCUGCUUCUCCCCCUGGGAAGGUCAGGUGACCGAGGCAUGUGACUCCAAGUGGUCAAAGUACAAGACGGGCCCGGCCGCAGACUGUGAAGGUCGCGUGGAGGCGGCGCUGGAGCGUCAAGGGGUCGUGUUUAUCCGCGGCGAGGGAAGGGCAGCGUACAGUCCGUCGCUGAGGAUAAAGAACCUCCAGAGGAACCUUGUGCUUCUGCAGCCCGACCUCCUGUUGCUUCUGGACCACGUCCACCUGGACUCCGAAAGCCCCGCCCACAGCAUCAGCGCCUUUUUCCACAACAUAGACCUCCCCUUCCAGCGCACCGUUGCCGAAGACGGCGUCCACGGCGCCUCCGUCCAGCACGGGCAGGACGCGUACACCAUGCUGUGGAGGGACGACACGGGCUACAGCGGGAAGGCGGACACGGCGUACUGGGGCUACCCACAAGGCUACCCCUACAACGGCACUCACUACGUUAACGUUACUAUGCCGCUACGCUUCCCGCACACGCGUAUCGCGUACGUGUUCUUCGGCCCAGACGUGGACGUCCUCGGCCUCAGUCUGCGUGGAGACUCAGAGAGGGUGGACGUCCAGCUGAGCACGAGAGACCACACCUUCACUGUCCACAUCCUGACCUCGGAGAACCCCAGCAAACCCCUGUUCGCCAUGGUGCUGAAGGACCAGGCCGAGAAGGUGGUGUUUGAGCGUGCGGCGGCGGUGCGGGAGCGCCCCCUGUUGGAGGUGCCGGACUACAACAAGGAGGUGGAUCGAAACAUCCGGCAGAUCAAACCCGUGUUCCAGCAGCUGCAGCGGCGCGGUAAGACGCGCCUAAUCAACGCCGAGGGAUUCCGAAAGAUCGCAGAACGGCUGAAGAAGACCUCGGAGAAGAGGAGGAGGGUGCAGAAGAAGGUGGCAGAAGCCGUGGAGAACAUGUUCUCAUCCAAUCAUAAACUGGAGAAGGUGAAGGCACUGAAGAAAGUCACUAAAAUUCGUGUGAAUGAGUCUGCAGAGAAGGAGCAGCGGCAGAGGGGGGGGGCGUCGAGGCCGGAGAGCAGCACAGACGGCGGUGACGUCCCCCGGGGCAGAAAGGACGCCGGAGCGUUUGAAGACGUCCGCGCUGCAGCGGGCAUGACCGAGGUGUCCGCCCCGCUCUCCUACAUACGUGUGUUCCUGGUUCUGAACAUCGGAGCGUUCUUUCUGCUGCUGGCGGUUCUGCUCACACAACUGCAGCGCGCGCCGAGCCUCCACACGCAGCGCUGCAUCUACUGUGUCCUGCUGCUCGACAGCUUCAUCCUGCUCGGCCUCUACUCAUCCUGCUCACGCGGGGACUGCUGACAUCAUCAGUGUGGGACAGAGAGAGGACUCGGGGUGGGGGGGGCUACAGUCUGGGGCAGUUAUAUGGGAUGCAGAGGGUGUGUGUGUGUGUGAAUGUAUCUAACAAAUGUGAUAAAUGUAUAUUGUAGGUGUAUAUUUUUGGGGUUUAUUUCGUAAUCUUUGCAAUUAAACAGCAGAUUCAGAAAAAUGUGUGUUUACUAGCAAAA